Messenger RNA from Leptopilina boulardi, 859 nucleotides. RefSeq names its product dnaJ-like protein 60. The record is from RefSeq and is a predicted model, not a curated record. The transcript has 4 exons. The coding region runs from base 89 to 772 and encodes 227 amino acids. Lineage: Eukaryota; Metazoa; Arthropoda; Insecta; Hymenoptera; Figitidae.
CGAAUUUUGACAGCUGCAACAGUAUAAAUAAACAAUUUAGAAAAGAUGUAGGUUAUUUUACAUUAAUUUUAGUUUUACUGGCAGAGAAAUGAAUCAAAUUUUUCGUUUUUGUAAAUUUGAUCCCUUUUUACUUUCACGUCAUUACGGAAGUCAAGGCAAUCCUACACAUUAUGAUAUUCUACGAGUCCCACAAACUGCUUCACAAAAGGAUAUUAAAGAAGCAUUUAUAAAACUUUCAAAAGAGAUGCAUCCUGAUAUAAAAGGAAACCAGAGUCAUAGUGAAUUUGUGAAAAUUAAUGAAGCUUAUAAAGUUUUAAGUAAAGAAAUCCUUAGACGUGAUUAUGAUAUGAAUUUAAAAUAUGGAACUUCUUCAAACGUUUCCUCAAAUUCUCCUCAUUCUUCUAAUAAUUUUUAUUAUUACAGACGACCACCAAAUUUUCAUAACAAAGAAGAAUAUGAGCAAUAUACAUAUUCUCAAACGGAUGAUAAUUACAAUGUAAAUAGAAAGAAGCGCAUAAACACUUUUGGAAUUGCUUGCAUCUGUGUAAUAAUUGCAACGAUUAGUGCAUUUCUUCAAGUAUUUCUUAUAAAUAAAAGAGUAUUAGAAAGUCAGCAUUACUAUGCAGAAAGAACUUUACGUUUUUCCAAAGAGUUAAAUGAAAUAAGGGAUAGUGCAAAAUCUAAAACUAAAGAACAACAAAUUCAAGAUUUCUUAAAAAAAGUGGAAGCAGCAAAAUCAAACAAUUUAAAAACCAAUCCACAGGAUAAAUGAAAUAACUCACAAUCAUGUAAAGAUUAAUCAAAAAUAUUAAUACAAAAAAUAAUGUCAUUAUUAAAUUAAUAAAAUUUAAAAAAGUUA